AUGGCUUCUGUUUCCAGAUCCCGCUCAGUGAUGACAUCCGAUGAACUCACAGCCCAGAGACUCCAAGCGCAAUGGGAUCGCGAGAAUGAUCUUCUUCGAAUGCAUCUACUUGAGGCUCAAAGAAUGCAGGCUCAAAUUGAAGAAGAGCAAGCUGCGUCUAUGGCAAGACGUGCGGCCCGUAUUGAGAGGGACAUGGAGGAGGCUAUCAGAAUCGCUGCCGAGUGGGAGAAUGAGGAUAGACGUGCUGCCGCCCGAGAGCGAGAAUUGGAAGAGCAAGAGAACUUUGCGAGGGAGUUGCUUCGAAGGGACGAAGAAAGAGCUGCUUUGCUCGAAGAGGAUUUAGCUGCAGCGCAGGCCGCUCAAGCUCAAUGGGAACAAGAAAUCCAGGAACAGGAGGAACAAGCGAGAAGAGCGGCUGAGGAUGAAGAAAGAAGAGCGACCGAGGAUGAAGAGAGAAGAGCGAGAGAAGCGAUGAGAAGAAGAGCGAGCGAAAAUGGAGAAAGAAGAGCGAGCGAAGUGGGGAGGAGAAGAGCUGCUGCAGCUGCGGCUAGAGCCACUGAGGCAGAGUGGAAGGCCAGGAUGGAGAAAGAGACAGCAGCUCGAAAGGAAUCUGAAAAGAAGGUCAGGCUCGAGACAGAACGAUUGCAGUUACAACAGGUUGAGGAGCAAGCCAAGUUGGUCCGAGAACAACAAGCAAAGGAAGCCGAGAAGAAAAUCCAAUCAGAAGCCCGGAGAAAAGAAAAGCUGCGCAAUACAGGUGCCAAUAAGGCAAGCGAGCCUGCGGAGAAAGAGGAAAAGGCAAAACAAGCCGAUUGUGUAUCCUGUCUAGAGACAGGCGAAAGAGCUAACAUGUGUGUCCUAUCUUGCAAACACGCUUAUUGCGGAGAAUGUAUCGCGGCUGCCUUCCGAACCGCGUUCUCAUCCAAAAAGCGAUUUAAAUGCUGCAAAUUGAAUGUUCCAAUCAACCCCGCUUCUCGCUGGCUCAAUAAAACCUUCAUCGCCUCCUACAAAAUGUUAAUUCUGGAACAAACUACCAAGGAUCCCCGUUACUGCUCCAACAAAAAUUGCGCAAAGUUUAUCCCGCCCGUAAACAUACAUGGAACCAUCGCAACUUGUCAAGCAUGCAAAGUCCGUACGUGCGCACCUUGCGGUAAUGCAGAGCAUUCCGGUGUAUGCAAAGAGGAUAAGGAGGGUCAAGCGGUACAGGCUCUGGCGGAUAAACAGGGCUGGAAAAGUUGUCCCAGGUGCAAUUUCGUCAUUGAUAAGAAUGAGGGUUGUUUGCAUAUGACUUGUAAAUGUUUGUUUGAAUGGUGUUGGGAAUGUAAGAGAGAGUGGAGUAAAUGCAAUAGUACUUGCAAGAGAAGAUAA
Molecule: messenger RNA, 1368 nt
Organism: Sclerotinia sclerotiorum 1980 UF-70
Lineage: Eukaryota; Fungi; Ascomycota; Leotiomycetes; Helotiales; Sclerotiniaceae
Exons: 3
Coding region: 1-1368 (455 amino acids)
Biological process (GO): ubiquitin-dependent protein catabolic process; protein polyubiquitination; positive regulation of proteasomal ubiquitin-dependent protein catabolic process
Cellular component (GO): ubiquitin ligase complex; cytoplasm
Molecular function (GO): ubiquitin conjugating enzyme binding; ubiquitin protein ligase activity; zinc ion binding
Source: RefSeq, a predicted model, not a curated record